GCAGAGCAGAAGGUGAGGUCUACAGAGCAUGACCCAGCAGUGCCUGCAUUCUGUGCCCUGCCCAGAGGCACCGCAUUGGCCUCAGAGCCCUGAGCCUGGUGCUAAUGGGUGCUGCUGUUGCUCAUUCCAGCAAUGCUUUGUUUGUGGAGAGAAGGGGGCCACCAUCUGCUGUGCAGAGACAGGCUGUGAACGCAGCUUUCAUCUGCCCUGUGCCACAGAUGGGAAAUGCGUCACACAGUUCUUCGGUAACCACAGGUCCUUCUGCUGUGAGCACCGGCCUCAGCAGAUAGUAGAGGCAGCUCCAGAGCCAGACGCAAACUGCGUGGUCUGCCUGGAGCCCGUGGGGGACCAAAAGUCCUACCACACCAUGGUGUGCCCGGUGUGCACAAAGUCCUGGUUCCACCGGAGCUGCAUCCAGAGACAGGCAAUGAACACUGGCAUUCUUCGUUUCCGAUGCCCUGUUUGUGGAGACAGGGUGCAGUUCCGCUCGGAAAUGCACCGCCUCGGGAUCCAAAUCCCAGCCAGUGUACCAACAUGUGCAAACAAGGUGAGCUGUGCCGUGCAACAGAUAACGCACAGUCUUGCUAAUCUGAGUACUGCCAGCCAGGAGGCGGAGGGGUCAUCUUAUAGCUCCCCAGCAGCUGACAAUCACACAUCUGCAUCCACCAGCCAGGCAGUACUGCAGUCAUCUCACAGUCCGCAGCUGCCUAAGUGCAACAUCUUGUCCAGCCAGCUCAGGGGAGGACAGUGGAAAAGACGCAUGGCUACAUGCAAGCAGCACCAAGGACACCAAGGGAGCAGCCAUACUCCUGCUCCAGGUGCAGAGAGCAGCACCCACAGAUCCAUCAGCCAGCGGGAAGUGGGGCACUCCAGCAACUCUGCAGUGGCUGAGCGCAGAUGGCAGUCCAGGCAGCAGGACACAGGCCGGACAAGAAGCCGCUCUCCACUAGAGGAUCGUGCUUCCAAAAUCCCAAGACUGCUCAGAAGACCUCCUGGCAACAGGUCUAUUCCUCUAAACGCAGGUGCUGGGAGCAGCAGGCAUGCUCCAGCCUCAGGUGCUGAGAGUAGCAGGCGCACAUCUGGCAGCCAGUGGGCAUCCAGCAAUUCCCCAAGGGCUGGAAACACGAGAUGCCACAGACAACAGGGCACAAGCCAGAGACAAAGCCAUUCCCGCCUACAAGGUCUGGCGUCAAAUUCAUCGAUCCAGUCCCGAGUACUGUGCGGCAGCAGACUUAGUCCAGCCCCAGGUGCUCAGAGCAGCACCCAGAGCUCUGCCACACAGGUGACAUCGAGGGCCUCCAGGGAUUCCCGUCUGCCUGUACCCAGAAGACUCCUGCAGCGAGGGCAGCCCCAGGAACGAAGCCGUUCCCCUCUGGAUCGUCGGGCUUCCAAUUUCCAAAAUGAGGCUGGAGGAAGCCACAGCGGCAGCCCCAGACAGCGGCGGCCAACUCAGGCACGACGCCAAAACCGGAACCAGCCCUGAAGGCACUGCAGGAGCAGCCACAUACCACAGCCAUGUGCCAGCUCCUGUCCCCAGCAGCCAUCCCAAUGGACUUGUCACGGAGUUCUCUCUACACCUGUGUCCGUGACAGGAGGCAGCAGGCCUGGGAA
This is a messenger RNA of Coturnix japonica (Japanese quail), 1611 nucleotides long. NCBI's taxonomy places the organism in Eukaryota, Metazoa, Chordata, Aves, Galliformes, Phasianidae. The record is from RefSeq and is a predicted model, not a curated record.